This is a messenger RNA of Setaria italica (foxtail millet), 1140 nucleotides long. Its product is annotated as F-box protein At5g07610. The transcript has a single exon. The record is from RefSeq and is a predicted model, not a curated record. Gene Ontology annotation, molecular function: protein binding. Lineage: Eukaryota; Viridiplantae; Streptophyta; Magnoliopsida; Poales; Poaceae. Bases 1 to 1140 code for a protein of 379 amino acids.
AUGGCGAAGAGGUCUAAGAACAGGAGGCGGAGAAACCAGGCGGCGGCCAGGCUCACCGACGAUCUCAUUGUGCAGAUACUGUCGCGGCUGCCCGUCAAAUCGCUCUGUCGCUGCAAGUGCGUCUCCACUCGCUGGCGCGGCCUCAUCUCCCACCCCGACCACCGCAGGAGGCUCCCCCAGACCCUCGCCGGCUUAUUCUACAUCACCGAGAACCCCGGGCGUUUCCCCGCAGAAGCUCGUCAUUUCACCAAUAUCUGGGACUGGGAGAGACGCCGCCAGUCUCCUCCUCUUAUCUGCCCCUCUUUGUCCUUCAUACCCGGCCACGAGCACAUUAGCAUACAGGACUCCUGCAAUGGCCUUCUUCUCUGCCGUCGCCCCGAGAGCACUUCCUUCGACGUGUUCUGCUACGUAGUGUGCAAUCCAGCUACUGAGAGUUGGGUUGUCUUGCCGCACUCAGGCUCCGGUGGCAAGUUCCGCGCUGCUUGGUUGGGUUUCGAUCCUGCUGUUUCCUCGCACUUCCAUGUCUUUGAAUUUGUGGACAAGUACCAUGGAUUAGUGGCAGGGAUGGAGAUCUACUCGUCCCAAACUGGAUCAUGGAGUUACAAGGAAAGUCAAUGGAACUUCCGUACUAGCAUACUUGGUGAUGAAAGUGGUGUAUUUUUCAACGGUCUUCUGCAUCUCGUCAUUGCUCAGUUUGCGAUAGUGGCUGUAGACGUGGAGGGGGAGAAAUGGUGGAUGGCCACGUCGCCAGAACAUGUGAAUCCUAUGUUUGGUUGGGAUCCUGGUUUUGUUGGUCGAUACCAAGGCCGCUUGUGCUAUAUAAAUCAGGAUGAUUAUGAUAAUUACAUGUCAAUCUGGGUUCUUGAGAACUAUGCUACAGAGGACUGGAUAUUGAAGCAUCGCGUCAGCAUUCGACGGCUGACUGAAAAGAUAAUUACUCCACCCAGUAACUACCAUGUCAUUACAAUUCAUCCAGAUUGCAAUUGGAUUCUCUAUGCUGCUGGCUGGGACCAAACUUUAAUGGUAUAUGAUGUUGAUCAUGAGGAAGUGCAUGUCAUACGAAAUCUCGGGUCAGACUCCUCAGUGCCAUAUAUUCCAUAUGUUCCGCUGUACUCAGGAUCAUUGAAAGAUGGGCACUGA